UAGAGAUUAUCAUGAGGCAACUAUGUUUUAUCGAAUACACGAUGAUUGUUUGACUUUCGCUCACUCGAUCCCAAAGCUGUCCAGCUGAAGUAGACUCCACUUAGAGAGGAAGUAUGGAGCGGGUCAUUGCUUUGGUUGACAUGGAUUGUUUUUACGUCCAAGUGGAGCAGCGACUACACCCAGAGACAAAGGGUCUGCCCUGUGCAGUUGUGCAGUACAAGAAAUGGAAAGGAGGAGGUAUUAUUGCUGUUGGAUAUGAGGCCAGAGCAAAGGGAGUGACAAGGAAUAUGUGGGGGGAUGAUGCCAAAGCAAAGUGUCCAAACAUUCACUUUUUCCGGGUCCCAGAAGUCAGGGGCAAGGCUGAUCUUACCAAAUUUCGUGAGGCGGGCGCGGAGGUGAUCGCUGUACUCAGUAAGUUCAGUGACUGUGUGGAGCGGGCCAGUAUAGAUGAGGCAUACAUUGAUCUGACGGAGGAAGUGAGGAAGAGAAUGGCGUCAUCUAAAACUCGGGAGGUCUCCACGGACCAGCUGCCCAACACAUUUAUUGUAGGCUGGGGAGAUGACAAGGAUGGAACCAAAAGACAGCAAGGGGUGGAUGACUGGAUGAAGUUGUUACCAUGUGACAGCGGUGAAGACAGCUCUGAUCAGAAGCUACUGAUUGGGGCACUCAUAGCAGAGGAAAUGCGGGUUGCAGUAUACAAAGAAACUGGCUUCAGAUGUUCAGCAGGAAUAGCACAUAACAAGAUGUUGGCCAAGCUGGUGUGUGGACUUCAUAAACCCAACAAACAGACAGUUCUACCCCACAGUUCAGUCCAGCAGCUGUUUGACACAUUGCCCAUCAAUAAAAUACGAAAUCUUGGUGGUAAACUGGGGCAGUCGGUGAUGGAACAGCUGAACAUAGAGAGGAUGGGGGAGCUGUGUCAAUUCCAGCUCACCACUCUACAACAAAACUUCGGCGACAAAACAGGGGCCUGGUUGUACGAGGUUUGCCGGGGAGUAGAACAUGAACCAGUGUCUGCCAGACAGCUGCCCAAGUCCAUCGGAUGCAGCAAGAACUUCCCAGGGAAAACGUGUCUGGACACAAAAGAUAAAGUAAAGUUCUGGUUAUCAGAACUCUCUAAAGAAGUAGAAGAAAGGCUGAUUAAAGACAAAGAAAUGAAUAAUCGUGUGGCUAAGUCUAUGACGGUCAGUGUGAGAUACAUGAGUAACCCUUCCCCUGUCGUCGCCAGUCGAGCCUGCGCUGUCACUAAAUAUGAUGCCGAGAAGUUUGCCAGUGAUGCCUACGCCCUGAUAAUGAAACUGAAUCAUGCUCCAGCUCAUCAGAGUGCUUGGUCUCCCCCUAUUCUGUGUUUAGGAGUGUCCGCCACAAAGUUUGUUGAUGAGAGUACGAACCAAUUAACAUUGUCAUCCUUUGUGGGACAGAAGACAUCCAGCUCUAUAUCAGCAAGUCAGACACAAACCCUGCCUGUUAAAUCAGAGACUAAAUCCAUAGCCAGCUUCUUUAGGAGAGGAAACAACAGUUCAGCACUAAUGUCUAAUCAGAAGGAAAGUACCAGAGACCAACAGAUGAAUUCUCUAAUACAUGAACCAGGGGAUUCCUCUUCAGGGUCCUCUCACACUUAUAAGCAAUCUCAAGAAAAUGAAAGUGAUUUAUAUUUACGAGAGAAAGAUUUACCGCUGAAGAGUUUAGACUCUACCUCCGAUCAAUUGAUUGACAAUGAGAGAAACCAUAGUCCAUGUGGAUUUUUUGCGAAAAGAAAAUCAAAAAAUGGUUUAGUUUAUAAUUUGUCACAAGAUUCAAUUCCUGUUGGAGUACAAGGAAGGAAGCAGACAAACUUUGAGGAUAAAAGCGAAAUGAACAACAGCAUUGAAGAUGCCAGUAUGGAGAACAGAAUUUCCCAGAAUUCAGUUGAUCCUGACUUUUUAGCAGCACUUCCUCCUGAUCUGAGACAGGAAGUUCUAAGUCAAGUGAGUCCUGCUCCACCUGUAGAUAAGGAACCUCUAGUGCAAUCCCAGAGAGGCAGUACCAGUCUGGAGAAAUAUCUAAACAAACAAGAUCCUUCAAAUAUGGAGGAUUCACCAGAAACAGGAAAGGACCUGGUCGUUUGCGAGAAGUGCAAUAAACAGAUUGAGGCAUCUGAGCUGCCAGAGCACAUGGACUAUCACUUUGCCAAGGAACUUCAGAAAGAACUGUCUCAGACCUCGGAUACAAACAGUGGACUUUCAGUUCAAAGUAGUGGGCAGAGGAAAAGAUCGCUAGGAUGUGGUAGUAAAUCUCCAAAGAAAGUAACAAAAAAGUUAAAAAAUAACGCAGGACAGACGCAAACUAUAUCUCACUUUUUCAAUAAAAACUCUGUCUGA
Saccostrea cuccullata (small rock oyster) is the source of this 2360-nucleotide messenger RNA. RefSeq names its product DNA polymerase eta-like. NCBI's taxonomy places the organism in Eukaryota, Metazoa, Mollusca, Bivalvia, Ostreida, Ostreidae. The coding region runs from base 114 to 2360 and encodes 748 amino acids. Gene Ontology annotation, cellular component: nucleus; site of double-strand break; replication fork. Gene Ontology annotation, biological process: error-prone translesion synthesis; response to radiation. The transcript is spliced from 11 exons. Gene Ontology annotation, molecular function: DNA-directed DNA polymerase activity; damaged DNA binding. The record is from RefSeq and is a predicted model, not a curated record.